Pomacea canaliculata is the source of this 3253-nucleotide messenger RNA. Its product is annotated as solute carrier family 46 member 3-like. Gene Ontology annotation, cellular component: membrane. The record is from RefSeq and is a predicted model, not a curated record. Gene Ontology annotation, molecular function: transmembrane transporter activity. NCBI's taxonomy places the organism in Eukaryota, Metazoa, Mollusca, Gastropoda, Architaenioglossa, Ampullariidae. Gene Ontology annotation, biological process: transmembrane transport. The transcript is spliced from 10 exons. Bases 980 to 2539 code for a protein of 519 amino acids.
GCCGAUCGUGAUCAUUCAAGUGGAGGCGUUUCAGCUAUUACAAGCGGAGACUAUUGUGUUAAUUUCAAGUGGAGACUAUUGUGUUAAUUUCAAGUGGAGACUACUGUGUUAAUUUCAAGUGGAGACUAUUGUGUUAAUUUCAAGUGGAGACUACUGUGUUAAUUUCAAGUGGAGACUAUUGUGGGGAACUGCAUCGUCAGAAGGAACUUUGGAUAUUUUGAGACAGUGGAGGCUGUGUUCGGACUGUGGGUUGGAAAAUGUGGAUAUGCUAUGUUUUCUUUUUCUUCAAAUUAUAUUGUUUAUUUACAAUUUAAACUGUUGUCGCUGUUUUCAUUUAUUCAUCUUCCUCGUCUGAAAGGCACUGUAGAGCGUAGGUGACACCAAGCUGUCUGCAGUUUGCAUCCCGCCCACUACGUCUUUUUACCUGCUUCAAGUGCCUCUAACGUCUCAGUCACGUCGCCGGCGAUGAACUAUAACCCGUCCUUGACAUUUACGGUCAAGUGCAACCUGUCAACAUCGGCGACAGGCCCGACGACACUGUCAACACCAAUAAUGAUGUCGAGCAAGCCGCGCGUGACGAGACCAUGUCAAGUGGGUGUCUGUCUCCACGGGUGCAAGUGGAGCAAAGAGAGGCGAGACACAAUUAUCACAGGUAUCACAGGUAUCACAAGUAUCACAGGAGAAGGACUGUCAAAGAUGGAAAGUCCACAUCAAGCAGGUAAGCGGGGUGUCAACCCGGAAAAGUGACAAGUUUUCUCGCACCCGUGACUGCGCUCUGUGGCUCGUGGUUGUACACUUGCGGUGAACACCGAGGACCACAAAAGACUUUGCAGGCUUUUAUCACCUACAGGAGGUCACAAGUCCGAAAGUGCAGCCAUAAAACAGGCGACAGCUGGAUGGAGGGAUCGUCGUGAAGUUGAUAAAGCCGAUGGGGGAAAUCCUUACUGCCUAGUCUCAAGAAUGAUAAACAGGUGGUAACAUGGAGUCUGCGCAGCUCAUAGGAGGCGAGGAGUCUUGGUACGACAGCCUGCAAGACGGUCGUUGUGCCGUGGCAGAAGGUCAGGAUUGCCAGCAUGACCUCUCAUCGUCUGCCAGGGUGUCGAAGGACGAGGUCGAGGACGUCCCCCCGGAAGCGCGCGGGUCGAGGGAGCGGAAGUUGCGCCUGCUCCUGAUCUCCGUCGUCGUCUUCCUGGACUCCAUGGCGGCCAAGCUGCACAGCCCGGUGGUGACGCAGUACACCUACCAGGUGAUCACGGAGCAGGUGUACGGUAACGCCAGCAUCGACGUCAGCAUCAGCGCUCACCCGUGCAUCAACGCCAGCGACAACGGCACCGACACCAGUGACGCCGACUCACUCCGGGAUGAGGUGCAAGACAAAAGCGCCGACUUGCUGAUGUGGUUAGACCUGGCGGACGGUCUCAUCGCCGUGGUCACCAACAUCUUCCUGGGCGCCUACUCCGACACCUUGGGAAGAAAGUUCAUCCUCCUCCUGCCUGUGUUGGGUCAUUUCUUGCGGAGCCUGACCACCCCCGUCAUCAUCUACUGGGACCUGGGGCUGACUGCCUUGUACUCGGGUUACGUCAUUGAUGGAAUCUGCGGAGGCAGUCCAGGCAUCAUGCUGGGGCUGUUCGUGUACACUGCUGACAUCACACCCUCGGACAAAGAACGCACCCUGGGUAUGGCGCUGGUGGAGAUGGCAUCAGGGGUGGCCACCGCCGCUAUAAACUAUGCUGCUGGAUUAUUCAUUCAGGAGACAGGGUUCUUCUACCCCUCCGUGGUGUCAUCGCUGCUUCUGCUCAUCUGCGUCAUCGUCAUCGCUUGCUGCCUGCCCGAGACCCUGCCUGGUAAACAGAAGAAGGUUAUCUCCCCUGUAGAGAGCGCUCGGCGGAUGGUGGAAGUGUUCACAUCGGAUGAAGACACACGAAAACGCCUCUUGUUGUCACUUGUUUCCCUUUUCCUGGCGUAUUUCGCGUUCAUUUCUAUUUCUAAGGUGAACUCUUUAAACCUGAUGAACACCCCUUUCUGCUGGGACUCCACCCGCAUUGGCGUCUUCGAGGCACUCAGAAGUGGGGUGGGGUCGUUGUCCAGCAUUGCGCUUGUCGGCCUGCUUCAGUCAGUCGUGUCCACCCCGGGUUUGACCAUCAUGGGCGCCGCCUCCAGUACCGCCUUUCUCGUUCUGUUUGGUUUUGCACGGACAGACCUCAUGGUGUACAUGGUUCCAGUGGUUGGAUUUGCCAGCACUGUCAUUUUUCCCACCAUACGAUCUAUGAUGUCCCGGAUGGUCACCGCAGACAAGCAAGGCGCCAUGUUCGGGGGUAUCGCUGUGGUGGAGAGCGUGUCCCUAGCCGCAGGUCCUCUUGCUGUGAUGUCCCUGUACACACACACGGAGGCCAUGCUGCACGGACUAACCUACUUCUGUGUUGGAGGAUUGUAUCUUCUGGUCAUUGCCAUCUUCCUGACCUUUGUGACUUUCUCACGAAAGACUCACUCACUGUCUGCGACGUUCUUGAGUAUCCAGGCAGGCGACACGGAGAGCUAACCUUUGGCUGUGACCCCAGACAUUCCAGUCAUCACUGUUUGCAUUUGAAAUUAAAUACUUAGCAACACUUCACAGGUUCUCACUAUUAAAGCCAUUGCUGACAGUGCAGUGUUUUGAACAGACUGUAGUAUUUAUGUUGGGAAAAAAUGUUUUGUUUUUGUUUGAUUUGUUUUGGUGUUUUGGGGAAUUUUAUUUGUUGUUUUUUGUGUUUUUGAUGUCUUGUGAUUGCUAAUUUAAACGUUUUCAAGAACAUUACGAUAUUACCUUUCUGUACAGAUACAGUGUGUUCAUUCCCCCCACAGCCCUCAUAUUGCAGCUUGGACUUUGCAAAUGGAGCCUGGACUACAGGUGUGUUUACUGUAUUAGUGUGUGAGCCCCUGAGGGUCAUUAAUGCCUCUGCCAGCCGACUCCGGCUUGUCAACAAGCCACCCUAGGCCCUACUGGGGCUAUUGUUACUUCCCACAUGACAGACACCAACCUCCUCGGUGUUGAUAGUGAAGAAUUAAAACACUUCUUCAAACAGAGGCAUCAGUACUGACAGCUUAUUAAAAUUACGAAAAUAUACUGCAGGGCAUUUCAGCUUCUGUGGAUGUAUACACAGUAAACAUGAAUGGUUUGAGCUGUUGGCGAUGAUUCCAUUAUCAAUGUAGAUAUUGAUUUUUUAUGGUUUGUUUGUUUCUUAUAUAGAAAAACAUUAACAAAAUCAAGCCAGUC